Messenger RNA from Chanos chanos (milkfish), 1374 nucleotides. RefSeq names its product zinc finger BED domain-containing protein 4. The transcript has a single exon. Gene Ontology annotation, molecular function: protein dimerization activity. The coding region runs from base 1 to 1374 and encodes 457 amino acids. The record is from RefSeq and is a predicted model, not a curated record. Lineage: Eukaryota; Metazoa; Chordata; Actinopteri; Gonorynchiformes; Chanidae.
AUGACAGUGAGUGACCAGCCGGUGGCCACUGCUGAGGAGGUGGAAUUCCAGCAUCUUCUCAGAAUACUAAAGCCCUUGACAAACUUUCAGCUAAGUACAGGCAUACACACAGAGCUCCUCAACAUGUACAAUCAGAUGAAAACAGAAGUAAAAAGAGUGGUCGGCCAUGCACAAGACCUUGUCCUGACGGCUGAACUGUGGGUUUGCACUGCUACAGAUUCUUACCUGACCGUGACAUGUCAUUUAAUCAAUGAGAACUGGGAUCUUCAAUCCUAUACAUUGGAAACUGCCCAUUUACUGGAUAAUCAAUCAGCAGACUACAUUGUUCAGCAGCUUGUGAGGAUCGCAAAGGAUUGGGCCAUCAAAGAAAAGAUCCAUGUUAUAGUCACCAACAUUAAGCACAUGAGAACUGCCUGUGAAAAAGCAGGGUGGAUCCACAUAUCUUGUUUCGCUCACACCCUUGAUGUAGUUUUUAAAGAAGCUAUGGCAACAUCUACUUGGGAAGAUUUGCUGAAAAAGUGUCGUGCCAUUGUAAAAUUCUUUCACCAAGAUCCAGGGGCUACUCAGAAACUACAAGAGAAACAAGCUGAGCUAAAUCUUCCUCAAAGAGAACUGGUUCAGUCCACUCAUGGAAAGUGGCUUCCCACCCUUCACAUGCUGGAAAGGCUCUCAGAGCAGUGGCCAGCAAUUCAUGAGGUAUCUAAGGAUAGACUCAUCGAGGAGCUCUGGUUUUACCCUCAGGAGAGACAAAUGCUUCACAGUGCGGUACAGGCACUGAUGUCACUCAGAGAGGUGGUGGAGGAGGUGGGACAACAUGGUUUUAACCCCAUUUCUAACAUCAUCCCACUCGUGGAUAAACUGCAGGUGACCCUUGGGGAGAUGAGAGAAAACAAAGUGGCGGAGAAGCUGGCAGAAAAAUGUGAUUAUCAUUUUGGCAGUAUCAAGAACAAUACGUGGCUGUCCAUUAGCACUGCCCUGGACCCAAAAUUUAAGUCUUACAGAGGUCUGCGUGAACAGGCUGAGAAAAUAAAAGCCAAAAUCCAGCAUCUCAUUACUGGUUCUACAUCUCACCAAAGGUACCAUGAGCAAGCGGAGUAUGACUUUUUUGUACAAAUGGACACAGCAAGUGCUCUAAAGCCUCUCCAAUUCUGGGCAUCUCAAACUGAGUUUAAAUCUCUAUACAAAAUUGCUCUUAAGUACCUCACUGUUGUUUCAACAGCCAUCCCAAUGGAGCGUGUUCUGCAAAUGGAAACUUCACAGACUGUGGCCAAAUGGAGAUGCUCCUUAGAGCCCCAAUACGUCAGUUUACUUGUGUUUCUCAACACCAACUGCCCCACAGUGAGAGGUGUGCAAUUCGACAAGGAUGAAAGAUAA